AAUCCUGACAUUAAAAUUCCGCGGAUACAGCCUAUUGAGCAAGGAGAGCCGCUGGCAUCCCGCGCCCAGGGCCUGGUGGGCAAAUUUGUCGAUGAGUUCGGCAACAUCCUAGACUGGGAUGGCACCGUGCUGGGGUCGGUAGAGGGGGAUCUUCCAUCCAUGGUGGGACGGCCUGUGUCUGAGUCCGGCGAGAUCCUGGAUAAUGCCGGAGAGGUGGUGGGAUAUGUCUCUGAGAACCACACGAGGCCGACUCUGAGCGACCUGGAGGGUGGUUUGAAGAUUGACGGGGCUGGCAACAUUUACAACAAGAAUGGCGAUAUUGUUGGGAAGAUGAAUGGACCUUCUACGGGGGAGGAAAAGGCUUCUGGACAGCAGAAUGCGGAUCAGAACAGAACAUCGCAUGAUGCUGGGAAGGGGAAUGCUUCAACACCAAGCCCGUCGGAGGUGUAUCUGGACGUCAAAUCGACACACGACGGCAUUCAGCUUAUUAUCAAGAUACCCACCAUUUUU
Messenger RNA from Trichoderma virens Gv29-8, 510 nucleotides. RefSeq lists its product as uncharacterized. NCBI's taxonomy places the organism in Eukaryota, Fungi, Ascomycota, Sordariomycetes, Hypocreales, Hypocreaceae. The transcript has a single exon. The annotation marks the transcript as partial. The record is from RefSeq and is a predicted model, not a curated record.